AUGUUGUCUGCUAACCUCAACGCCGCAGAAUCCCUGGAGCAAGUCAACAGCGAAGGAGCACCACAGAAGGAUGUAAGCCCGCCAGUCGAUCAACACACUGCCACCUUCGAGCCUAGAGACGUGGCGCUCGGAUCUACCACCGUUGAAGUGCAGCAGGAUGUUUCGUCUGAAACCCGAAUCUACACAGUCUGGGCAAGCGAUGUCCACAAUGAAGCCCAGGUCAACGAAACGCGCACUUGGCUCAAGGGCCUUGUCAAAGACAAAGACAAGAUGCGUGAUGAGCUAGGAUGGAACUGGGACACUGUCGAAGACCUUCCUGCAGAUGAGUUUGACAAGCUGUACGACGAAGGUAGGCUUGACGAGGAGCUCGAUAAUUUCGAAGUGGUCCGCGCAUGGUCAGGUGUGAUUUUGGACCAGGCUGGAUACGAGAAGGUCGCAGCCAAAACGGAAUGGAUAGAGGCAAUUAGAGCUAACCUACACACUUCGGACAUGAACGCACGUGCACUCCCGACAAAGACAUAUACCGUCUACGCAGCCGACAUCAGGAACGAGGCCCAAGUCAACGAAACUCGGGUUUGGCUUGAAGGUUUGACCAAGGACAAGUCUAAGAUGCGCGAGGAGAAGAGGUUUCCCUGGGAUGAGCCCGAAGACAUACCAGAAGACGAACUCGACAGAUUGUACGACGAGGGCAGGCUCGACGCUGAGCUUGACAAUUACGAAGUAGUUCACGCGUGGGGAGGCGUUAUACUAGACCAGUCAGGGUACGAUGAGGUGGUGGCCAAGAAGGAAUGGGUGGAGCAUGUCGAGGAUCCGAGUCAAUACCACGAAGUGAAGAUGAUUGCUGUCCCCAGAAUGAGUAUCAAGACCACGGGAACUCUGGAAGCUCGGAAAUUCGAAUGGGGAGAUUGGCAGAAGCAGGAGGGUGCAGCGCGGGACUUGGUCCAAGCCAGCUGUUACGACAAGGACUACGUUUACGAGAAGAGAGCUGGAGAGGGAGUACAUGUGUAUGUUUUGGAUGAUGGAGAAAACGGCGAAAAAGUGUUUCCAGGUUUCGACAACGAGCAGGACAAUAGCGGUAUCGUAGAAACAAGAGCUUUCACCAACCAAAAUGCUGCGCACAACAUUCGAUACGACCAUUCCCCCAAAGGCCACGGAACGAAAGUAGCGUCCAAAAUCGUUGGGCAGUGGGGAACCGCAAAGGGAGCGACACUGGUGCCGGUGCAGGUCAAACCGGGCGGAGACGAUAUUGACAACGGGUUCGAAAGGAUUUUUGCAGAUGUUGUCGUUAUGAGCAGCGGCACGGAACGCGGUGUCGCAGACAAUGGUCACAAGGGCUACACACGAGAAGAAGCAGAGAACGAUUACAGAGCAAAGCGACAGAUACUCUGGAUAAAGCAAUUAUUCAGUUACGGGGUCCCCGUGGUGCUCGCUUCUGGUAAUGAAGCCGAAACUGAAGGCCGAAAAGUCAUCGACCAAUUCCCCCAGGUCUUGGAGACAGAUGACUUUCCCAUUAUCAACGUCGGGGCUGCCACGCUUGCAGGCAAAGCUGCACCUUUCUCGCAAGGCCUGGGUACCCAGCAAGAUCCAGAGAAGCGCACGCAGUUGACCAUCUACGGUGUUGGAGUGGAUGUCGACGUCCACGAUCAAUAUGACGGUGCAGCAACGCAGGACUCGGGUACGUCGUUCGCUGCACCGGCGGUGGCAGGCAUUAUUGCUACACACAUGAACUACGAAUCGUGGGACCAGAGCAAGCAAGGGCCCGACCGAGUGAAAGAAAUCAAGAGAUGGAUAACCACGCCUGAGUCGAGCUGGGAGCGUGCCAAAGAUCCCGACAAGCAAGUCAACAUGAUCUGGAACGGCGCCGACAAAGCAGCCCACGACAGCGUCUCCAACAACCAAUCGCCCAGCCCACCCUCUCAAGCACCAAAGCGCACCUUCACCGUCGGCCUCGAACAAACCACGACCCCAGAAUGCUCCAGCGUCAUCUCUAACCCCGACUUCCCCCCACAUGACAGCUGCAAAUUCAAAUACCAGAACCGAUACUUCUUCUACCGUCGCGACGACGACAACCAAGAACCCAACAGCCUGUGCACUUCUCUACUCAACGACUUUCACCAAGACGACCAAGGCGCGACGACUGAUGAGAAUCUAUUCGAGCAUCCGACGUGGCCAGCGGGAGAGUGGACGCUGGAUCUCUUCGGAGAGGAAUAUGUCUAUAGGAAUGAUGGGCAGAGUCCGGGAGCGCUGUUCAUGGGCGAGCAGCAGAUUAGUUGCGCCGGUGACCUGGAAAACCAUGAUCCUUUGUCGGAUGAGCUGUGUGAGAACAGUCUGACUAAGGAAUCAGGCCGUGAGAGGAAAAGGAGACGGCUGGUUGGUUGCACGUGGUGA
This is a messenger RNA of Alternaria conjuncta, 2388 nucleotides long. RefSeq lists its product as uncharacterized. Lineage: Eukaryota; Fungi; Ascomycota; Dothideomycetes; Pleosporales; Pleosporaceae. The record is from RefSeq and is a predicted model, not a curated record. Gene Ontology annotation, molecular function: serine-type endopeptidase activity. The transcript is spliced from 8 exons. Gene Ontology annotation, biological process: proteolysis. Bases 1 to 2388 code for a protein of 795 amino acids.